Syzygium oleosum is the source of this 1148-nucleotide messenger RNA. Its product is annotated as transcription factor MYB1-like. The transcript has 3 exons. The record is from RefSeq and is a predicted model, not a curated record. The coding region runs from base 32 to 1009 and encodes 325 amino acids. NCBI's taxonomy places the organism in Eukaryota, Viridiplantae, Streptophyta, Magnoliopsida, Myrtales, Myrtaceae.
UCUCUUCUCUCCUCUCCUCUCCUCCAGGUGCAUGCAAGAAUUCAACAGAGAGGGAGGGAGAGAGAGGGAGGGCGAGAGCAAGAAGAUGGGGAGGAGCCCGAGGUGCGACAAGGACGGGCUGAACAAAGGAGCAUGGACAGCUGCUGAAGACAAGAUCCUGAUGGACUACGUCAAGCUUCACGGGGAAGGCAAAUGGAGUCGGCUCUCCAGGGAAACUGGUCUCAGAAGAUGCGGCAAGAGCUGCAGGCUGCGUUGGAUGAACUACCUUAGGCCCGACAUUAAGAGAGGGAACAUCUCGCCCGACGAAGAAGAACUAAUCAUCCGGCUUCAUAAGCUAUUGGGCAACAGAUGGUCGUUAAUUGCUGGAAGACUUCCGGGGCGUACAGACAAUGAGAUAAAGAACUAUUGGAACACCAACUUGGCCAAGAAGCCCGAAGCAACGAGAUCGGUCCAAUUUCACUAUUUGCCAAGAGAGCUGACGGUCCAACCUCAUGGGACAUCGCAGCAAGAGCUGGAACAGGAGAGGGUGCUGGAAAGCAACAUUCAUGGAGUCGCCAAUCCAGAGCCACAAGUUGCUCAACAGAAUGCUACUAAAGUGGAAUUGGGACCAUCCCCAGAUGGCAAUGACUUGCUGAAGCAAAUGCUUUCAGACUCGGAUAUGAGUGACGGGUCGUUAUCGUUCAACUCAGAGGAGGAAUCGCCAGACUUCAUGAUCGAUUUUAACGUGGACGACAUUUGCCAGAUCCUCGACUCCGAUUUCUCCAAGCUCGGUGCAGAACAAAACGGUUAUGUCCACGACGAGGAGCAAGAAAGCAAGUUUCCGUCUUAUAUAAAUCAGCAAUUCGUGCCGUCCGAGGAAGCGGGGAAGGAUCUGAACGAUAGCUUACGUAUCCGAGACGAUUCGGUCUCGGCAUUCCAAUCGCUGGCAUCGUUAUUUGAAUCGGACGACGAGAAAUGGGCAGGAGAUGGCGAUAAUGUGGACUUCGCUUUAUCAGGAAAGAAUGGUUGAUUACCUAGCUGAGAGUAGUGUAGUCUUGGAGUUGGUCACGAUAAUCAAUCAUGAUCUUGAAGAUUCAUUUCAUCUAUAGGGUUUAGAGAUCCAUGUCACUCUCAGAUAAAUAUUUGUGUUAUCAUUGCAAUUCUCCCAA